AGAGAGAAUCAUUUAGCGCAAACGCUGAUCGGACAUAAUGUGAAGACACGGAGGAUCGCUGUUUUGUUGUAUUUAUCUUUAAGUGAUUUUUGUACGUUUGUCUUUUUCUUUUGUACCGGAGACGCGUCACUGCGGCGAAUCCGUUCCUCCUCAGAUCCGGACUUAAAAUGAAAAAUGUAGGUGAAACGUUUUCUUUAACAAUGCGGGAUCCGAGCGGAGACAUCGGCAGAUGGAAAAUGGAGCCUGCUGCAGGAUUCUGUGCGUAAAACAACAAACAGCGUGCUGAAAGCUGCUGAACAAGUGGACCUCUAAGAGGAAGAACAAAGAGGAAGUUGGAUCUGAUCAGGACUCUCCCGGUGCCAAGCCCAUUUGUUCUGGCAGAUUUGCACAGCUGCUUUCCAACUGUUGGGAUUGAGGUUUUCCACCUCACCUCCUCCACGCAAGACCAAAACCAGGUGCCAAACUGACUGUGUCCAGAAAUAAAGUAAAAAAACAAAAAACAAAACAAAAAUCUUCAAAACUCACCAUCGUCAGAUCCCAUUUAGAGCUCAGUUUUAUUUUGAAAUAGUGAAUUGUGAACAUUUGAACACACAUUUGCAUUGUGGCUGCUCUUUAAGGUUUUCCACACCGGACUGAUCAGUGCAUUAUUUCAAAGUGCUUUAUCCCGGAGUGCGUGCUGCGCAGUGAUAACUCCUCUGCUGUGACUGACAGGCAACACGAGCCACAUCAAACCUGAUUAAUUUCCCGCCGCUGCUGCUAUCUGAAAGGCUUUGAGAAUUAGCAUCAUCGCAGCCUACGCUGUGACACACACUGUCGACACUUUUCCUAUCUCCUUCUUCCAGUCGCUCCAUCUCUGGCUUCAAUUUCUGUGACACCGAACAUCCUGAAAGUCCCCUUUUGUCUUUAUACCGGUGACCUCUUUGACCUUUUUAUGUGCAUUCUACUACAAACAUGCAACACAGAACAUAGCCUAAAGCCAUACUGAACGCCAGCCAUACAAACACUGUUCAUGUUCAUGCACAAGUUCUCCAACAACGUGACUCUCAGGUCACAUCGGUGCACAUUCAUGCAGUCGGCAAAGAAGAAGGUUAUCUUUUUUCGACCCGUGUCUUUCUAGAUAUCACUGUGUGAUUAGACCGCCUGCACUUCCUGCCGUGCUACAUUGGAGUUCGCACCGUCGUUGUCGCCGCGUUCCUCCGACUUGACGAAUGAAUCCGGAUAGUUUCAUGUCUGUGCUGUGGGCAGAACCUCGCCGCCCUGCUAGAACUGGGCCCAAGCCCUCCUUUGUUCUGUUUUGUUGGGCCAAGCUGAAUUCAGAGCAAAGACACUCGCGUAGGGGUAUCAAAAGCGCCUAAAUCCUGCUGAUUUUUUGCUUCCUUCGCUUUGAUUUACUUGCACGUUAACCCUCUUAUGCCUUUGUCAUUAUUUAAUCAACUAAUCGUCGUCUUCUAACCGAAAAGCAUCAUUUAUCUUUAUGUCAAAAUUGUCGUCUGCAGCCUUUAAAUUUCGAUUCAAUAAUUCUGUUGCGAGAAAGAAAAAUUUAUUUGAAGUUGUUUGAGUGUAAAGUGGAGAAGUAACCUUAAACCAAAUUUAGACAGUUUCCUCUCGGCUCGGAUCAAACUGAAGCUGCCAGCCUUUGUUGUUUACAGUCACGUGACACAGAAAAUAAAAUUUUUUCACCUACAGAACUUUUACAUCUAUGCAGGUUGACAAAAGUGCCAAAGUCAAAAUGUCCAGCAUAGCUCUUUGGUGGUGAAACGUAAGGUUUACAUACAUGCAAAAUGCUUACAGAUUCUGUUUUCCGUCAACGUUUCUUAAUUUUCUCACCACUGGAAUAAACGACUCCUGGAGAAAACUUCACUGUUUUUACAAUUUGGGUUUUUUCGCACACGCAGUUUCUUUUUGUAAAAGUUUUGAACAUCCAGAUUAUUUCUAAUUUCAUUUGGUGAAUUAUACAAAGACACUUACUGAGCUUUACGUUGAAUUUCAAACAGCCAUUACAUGUGCAGUUUGUAAAGCACGUAAAAACUCUAAACGGCAAAAACCUUGAUGUUUACAAAAGCUGCUUCAAGGGAUAGACAUUAAAUGUUUACAUUAAAGCAAAAGCGUGAAAUGUGAGACAACAGGGUUCCAAACGAACCGCCCGUCCUGGGAGUGAACACCAAUAAAACGAUGAGAGCCACAAUGUCAAAGGAGACAUUUUCCUUCCUCUUCCUGCUGUGCUUCCGCCUCGCUGUUUCCAAGAUCACCAUCAUCACAGAGCGACAUGCCGCUGACGACGAUGUCAAGACUCUGACCGGCACCGGCGGCUCAGCCGGAGCCGCUAAAACCAGCACCACAUUGUUUCUUCUGACUGGCUACAAGACAUCGCUUCUGCCCACCGGACCCAAGGUGGCGCCAAAAGCAGCAGAAGUGGAGGACGGAAAUGAUUCUUCGCUCAAAAUUGCCGAGCUCCCCCCGAAGCCACUCCCUCAGACCAUGUUGCCAAGGAACAUGACGGCCGCAGACGCCCUGAAGCCGCCGCUUGGUGCCGCUCAGGUGGCUCCGGCACCCAGACAGCUGGUGGAUGUGGACGUGUGCAGGGGUUACUUUGAUGUUAUGGGCCACUUUGACAACACAUUCAACUGCUCUAAGGGAACCUACAUCUACUGCUGUGGCACUUGUCACUACCGGUUCUGCUGUGAGCACCAGAGGAACCGGCUGGACCAAGACACCUGCACCAACUACAACUCGCCAAUCUGGGCAGACACGCAGGUCCCCAUCACUGUGCCCGCAGGGAACCGGCCAGACCCAGAUUUUGAGACGUUCCCGCAGCAGAACAGCAGCACAGCUUAUGUGAUUGGAGGCGUGAUCUCCUUCACGGUGGUGGUUGCUGUUGGUGUCCGGAUUGCCUUCAGCAAGGUGUCGCGCCGACCUCGAAACAGGGAGAUCAACAUGCCCAGGUCGCUGGUGGAUAUUUUGCGUCAUCAGUCGAGCUCAGCGCAGCAGGGAGAGCGGAACAACAACGCCAUGCUGACCACCACGUCUGACGGACGUGUCUCCAAAAACCUCUACACGCCCGUUCUGCAGAGCAAAGACAACCGCACUGGGAUCUUGCCCGCUCACUUUAACCAGCAGGGGUCUGCUUCCAGCCCCAAACAUUCUGCCGCCAUCGAGCGUGGGCCCCGUAUGAACAACACUUCCCAGCUAUCCUCCGGGGGCUCCCUCCUGUCGGGCAGCGGUAAGGGCCCUGGCAUGGGCGGUGCCAGCGGCGGGAUCAUGGGGGGCAUCAGACACAACAGCGGCCAUCCUUCCUUCUCGCACUCUUUCCACAACCUGGCUCAGCUGCCGCCAUCUUACGAGGUCGCCAUGAAACCGGAGAUCAACCGCUACAGCUCCCUGAAGAGGCUGGAAAAAGAGUUGGAUGAAUACUACACCUCCAAACGGCGUGCCAACAACGCUCCGCCCUCCUUCCACUCCUCUCAGCACCACCUCCCCUGGGGAGGUGACUAUUCACUGGGUUCCAGGGGCACCCUGCCCCUUCAUGGCUCACGACCACACCUUCACAUCCCCACCUCCACCCCAAACCCGUAUCCACUGCCUGCUCAGAGUCAGCACACCAGCUCCACUUUCGACAGGCCACCGCGCCGCGUCCGCUCCCAGGACCAGCUGCUGGCACUGGGAGAAGGCAACACCUUAUCGCACCUGUCCAAGAACCAGCAACACCAGUAUUACAAAGCCAUGAUGAGCACCAGCAGGAGCUCCACCUCCCAGACACUCCGCAGAUCCCAUGAGAGGCUCCUGGUCUCACCAGACCGUCUGGAAGACCGGUUGAUGACGAUGGGUCUGAUGGUCGGAGGCGGGGACAGAGUUGGAGGCAGUGGGAUGGUGCCCACCAUGGGGCGACUUAGCCAUCACCAGAAGGCCCAGUCACAGCAGAACAUCUGUGCCACUCCCUCCAUUGACCGCCAUCACAUGAUCAAGAUGAACUCUCACCCGACUCCAGGCCACGAGCACGAUCGGAGCACCGCCGCCAUGUCUGGGAUGGGCAUGCACGGUGGCUGGGAUUCUCAUGGGGGCCACGGUGGAGGAGGUGAAGUGGGAACGGUCACGGGGCACCCCAGUGCGAGGCGGAUGGCUUUUGCCACCAAGAGGCAGAACACCAUCGAACAGCUGCACUUCAUCCCCGGAGGAGGAGGAGGGCAGGGACUGCGGACUGGCAGUAAGAAUGAGGUGACUGUGUGAGAAGGAGGAAGAGUGAAGAAAGAGAGCUGGAGAUGAGAAAUAAC
Molecule: messenger RNA, 4268 nt
Organism: Thalassophryne amazonica
Lineage: Eukaryota; Metazoa; Chordata; Actinopteri; Batrachoidiformes; Batrachoididae
Gene: shisa7b
Product: shisa family member 7
Exons: 10
Coding region: 2173-4224 (683 amino acids)
Biological process (GO): regulation of short-term neuronal synaptic plasticity; regulation of AMPA receptor activity
Cellular component (GO): postsynaptic membrane; postsynaptic density; AMPA glutamate receptor complex
Source: RefSeq, a predicted model, not a curated record